Molecule: messenger RNA, 903 nt
Organism: Lachancea meyersii CBS 8951
Lineage: Eukaryota; Fungi; Ascomycota; Saccharomycetes; Saccharomycetales; Saccharomycetaceae
Source: the annotation of a GenBank genome assembly
AUGCACUUGCUUGUCACAGACUUCGAUGAGACUGUGACUAAGAAAGACACUAUCUCAACUCUUGCUGAGCUUCCGUACUUGCACAAGUCGUUUCCCGUCCCCUGGGCUCAUUUUGUAGACACAUACAAUCAAGGGUACCAGAAGUUUACCGUUGCGAACCGAGACCUGCCCAUCCUUAAUGUCUGGAACAGCAACCGCGAGCAGCUUAUUACUGUUGGUAACUACGAGCAAAUGUUCCGAGCAGAGAUCGACUAUCAAAAGAGCAUGCGACCCAUUGAGCUGAAUAGCAUCCAAGAGCUGGAGGACAAAGGCGCUUUCACGAACAUAACGUUAGAUCAGGUACGCGAACUUUCGAGAGCUCGAACCAACCUCCUUCGAGAUGAUUUUCUGGAAGCGUGGAGAGCCGUAUCAGAGGUUCACAUUCUUUCAGUCAACUGGUCCCGAGUGUUUAUCGAAUCGAUGUUGGCUUGCGCUGUCACCACAGAUGAGGCAACUGGGAUAAAUCCUCCCGUUCAAACGACGUGUAACGAUCUCAUCGCAGAAGAAGGCAGGUUGACUGGUAAAUUUAAUAAAGCCGUGGUUACGGGAUAUGACAAAAUCGAAGAGCUAAAAAAGCUACUCAAGGCGUCCUCUGCCACCAGAACAAUCUGGUAUGUUGGAGAUAGUGAAACAGACUUGCUUUCUACGCUGUAUCCCGGCGUAAAUGGCGUUAUUCUGUUGGAUCCCGAGGAGAAUCGCAAAAAGUUUGACAAGAUAACGUCCGUCUUAGGAGUGAAACACGAGGAUCUUAAAGGGUAUUCGACAGCCCGUGAUCUUGACUGUGUCAAGAUCUCAUGCAAAAUGAAUGGAGCAUUGUACUUCGUCAAAAGCUGGAAAGCCUUGGUAAGAUUGCUACGGCAGUGA